GUCUUUGAAGUUGUCAAAGGACAUGGAACUAGGAGAAGCUAAGUGCCCUCUUAUUACCCAGGCAGCCAGCAGUCCAUCAGUGGAGUGGCCUUUUGCAGGUCUGGAAGAAGGUGGAGGCAUGGAAUCAUUGCCUUUUAGACUAAUGAUGCAGGACUGCACAGCUGUCAAGACAUUACUGCUGAAAAUGAAGAGGGUUCUUCAAGAGAGUGCAGAUAUGAGUCCUGCUAGUAGUACAACUUCACUUCCUGUUAGCCCACUUACUGAAGAGCCAUUGCCCUUCAAGGAUAUAAUGAAAGAUGAAUGCUCAGUGCUGAAGCUGCAGUUGAAGGAGAGGGAUGAACUCAUUUCCCAGCUACGCGAGGAGCUGGAAAAAGCCCAACAUUUACAGAAGGUUCUUAUUUCCCAAGCAGAUAAAUCCACACAGACUGAACUUGUAGGCCAUGAUGCCCUGUGGAAUUCUCCAUAUACUGAAGGUUCAGUUUACAAACCCAUCAGCAUCUCAUUGGUUCCGUCAUUAUUAAAUUAAAAAACAACAUCUGGACAUUCUGCAUUUAUGGAUUUAAAUUAAACUCUGUUGAAAAUGCCAUGAAACUCAUUUUACCAGUACUUCCCAUGUUUCCCCAACUUAAUGAAAUUUUAUUUCAUAAUCUUUGCAUUAUCAAAAAGAUCACAAGUAUUCUUGA
Messenger RNA from Alligator sinensis (Chinese alligator), 683 nucleotides. RefSeq names its product serine-rich coiled-coil domain-containing protein 1-like. NCBI's taxonomy places the organism in Eukaryota, Metazoa, Chordata, Crocodylia, Alligatoridae. Bases 23 to 526 code for a protein of 167 amino acids. The transcript is spliced from 5 exons. The record is from RefSeq and is a predicted model, not a curated record.